AUAUCUGGCAUUGAGAGUAAAAUGUGUUAUUAUAAUGAAAAAUGUGUUAUUAUAAUAAAAAAGUUACACACGUACCAGGCGUGUGAUUUAUAUGUUGUUCUCUUCGAGUUCUAACUCUUUCUGCGAUCGAUUUGAUUUCACGAUAAGAUUUGUUAGGUUUGCAUAUUCACUCCGGCGGGAAAAUCUCAAACAUCUUGUCAGCAAUGGCUUACGGUGCGGCAAACAUUCACGGUAAAUGUAAACUCAUGAUAAACCAUCAAGGUGGUAUUUAUGACAAUGGAAAAGAGCUUCCUCAAAUUUAUCGUGAGCGAAUUCUUGACUUGAAUCAUCAAGGACUAUCACAAAGAGCAAUCGCUGACGAAAUGCGUAUUAGUAUUGGAUAUGUGAACAAAGUUGUUCGACAUUACGACGAGCAUAAUACAUCGCUUCCCCAAUCCCGACGAUGCCCACCAAGAGAAAUAGUAAUACCUGAAGUAGCAGAAUACGUAGAAGUAGAAAAAUUAUGCCAACCCAGCAUAUACACAUCUGAAAUAAAGCAUCGUUUGCUACUUGAUGGUGUUUCCCUGCCUGGAAAUUUGCCAUCCGAUUCUGCGAUCCGUAAAUGUGUGCGAGAAGACUGCAUGAUGACAAGAAAAAAAAUUACACAGGUGCAGUAGUAUAGGGAAUGGGGGUAUCAGCGCAAUCGU
Messenger RNA from Actinia tenebrosa (Australian red waratah sea anemone), 686 nucleotides. RefSeq names its product paired box protein Pax-8-like. Lineage: Eukaryota; Metazoa; Cnidaria; Anthozoa; Actiniaria; Actiniidae. The record is from RefSeq and is a predicted model, not a curated record.